AUGCAUAGCAAAGUCAAGGAAGACAAGGUCAAAGACGACUCCAAGCGUCGUGAUCUUUUCGUAUUCGUAAGACAAACCAUGUGCAUAGCGGCCAUGUAUCCGUUUGGAUAUUACGUCAAGGGAUCGGGAUGCCUGGCCCAUCUGGUCCGAGUCUGCGACUUGCUCUACGAACUCUUCAACUACUUUGUAUCGGUGCAUAUCGCUGCUUUGUUCAUUUGCACCAUCUACAUUAAUUACGGCCAAGGCGACUUGGACUUCUUCGUCAACUGCUUGAUUCAAACUAUCAUUUACUUGUGGACCAUUGCCAUGAAGCUCUACUUUCGUCGGUUCAGGCCAGGAUUGCUGAAUGAAAUCCUGUCCAACAUCAAUGACCAGUAUGUGCCGCGUUCUGCCGUCGGCUUCAGCUAUGUUACAAUGGCAGAGUCCUAUCGGAUGUCCAAGCUGUGGAUCAAAACCUAUGUGUACUGUUGUUAUAUUGGCACCAUUUUCUGGCUGGCCCUUCCCAUAGCCUAUAGAGACAAGAGCCUGCCCCUAGCCUGUUGGUAUCCCUUCGAUUACACGCAACCGAUUGUCUAUGAGGUAGUGUUCUUCCUUCAGGCGAUGGGCCAGAUCCAAGUGGCGGCUUCAUUUGCCUCCUCGAGUGGACUGCAUAUGGUGCUCUGUGUCCUAAUAUCAGGACAAUACGAUGUGCUCUUUUGCAGUCUUAAGAAUGUACUGGCCACAAGCUAUGUGCUGAUGGGAGCAAAUAUGGCAGAGCUGAGACAACUACAAGCUGAGCAAUCUGUGUCCGAUGCUGAGCCCAGUCAAUAUGCAUAUUCACUGGAAGAGCAGACACCUCUACAAGAACUUCUACAACCAACAGCAGAAACCUCACGAGAUUUUGUCACUGCAUUUCGGCAGUCUUUCGUACGUUGCAUACAGCACCAUCGUUAUAUAGUGGCAGCUCUAAAGAAAAUGGAGCGAUUCUACAGUCCUAUAUGGUUUGUGAAAAUCGGUGAAGUCACUUUCCUCAUGUGCCUGGUAGCAUUUGUGUCUACGAAGAGCACAACGGCCAACUCCUUCAUGCGGAUGGUCUCCCUGGGACAGUACUUGCUACUGGUACUGUACGAGCUCUUUAUAAUCUGUUAUUUUGCCGACAUCGUUUUCCAGAAUAGUCAGCGAUGCGGUGAGGCCCUGUGGCGAAGUCCAUGGCAGCGUCAUUUAAAGGAGGUUCGCAGUGAUUACCUAUUCUUCAUGCUGAAUUCCCGUCGGCAGUUUCAACUAACUGCCGGAAAAAUAACCAAUCUAAACGUGGAAAGAUUUAGAGGGACUAUUACUACUGCCUUUUCGUUUCUCACCUUACUGCAAAAGAUGGAUUCACGAGGCUAG
Molecule: messenger RNA, 1368 nt
Organism: Drosophila takahashii
Lineage: Eukaryota; Metazoa; Arthropoda; Insecta; Diptera; Drosophilidae
Gene: Or83a
Product: Odorant receptor 83a
Biological process (GO): sensory perception of smell; detection of chemical stimulus involved in sensory perception of smell
Cellular component (GO): plasma membrane
Molecular function (GO): odorant binding; olfactory receptor activity
Source: RefSeq, a predicted model, not a curated record